Suillus clintonianus is the source of this 1556-nucleotide messenger RNA. Its product is annotated as alpha/beta-hydrolase. Bases 38 to 1282 code for a protein of 414 amino acids. The transcript is spliced from 8 exons. The record is from RefSeq and is a predicted model, not a curated record. Gene Ontology annotation, molecular function: glycerophospholipase activity. NCBI's taxonomy places the organism in Eukaryota, Fungi, Basidiomycota, Agaricomycetes, Boletales, Suillaceae. Gene Ontology annotation, biological process: multivesicular body membrane disassembly; macroautophagy; neutral lipid catabolic process.
GCUUGUCUGCAACGUUUAUUGCUCGCUGUGAUGUCCGAUGCUCCCAACAGCCGUGACGACCCUCCUCGUUCUCCUCCUGGAUUUUUUCCUUGACCGUGGUCAACGGCCGCAGAGUUCUCAAUUUCAGCAACUCCUGCGAUUUGAGUUACGGCACGAACAUGCCGUCUCACCCGAUGCGCGUGUGGUGUUCUCCGACGUGCCAUCGCCCGUGAGCCUUGUCUACGGCAAUGAAUCAUCUUAUUCGAUUGAUUCUCGACAUAUGAUCUCAUAUCGUCCGUCGAGUUUCAGUGCCUACAACGAUGCGAGGGUACAGUCCAUGCGGCACGCACAAAGCGCGAAUUUGCCCUGGUACGAACAGGAAAUUUUAGGACCGAAUGUCGAGAAUCGCGAAACACUGUUACAACUCGCCAAAAUGACAAACAAUGCCUACGUGACUCCUGAUGAUAGCCAGUGGUACGAGCUUGGCGAGAACUGGACCACCCAUUAUCCAUUUGGAUGGGAACCAGAAGCUGAUGGGUUCCGAGGUUAUGUGUUUGCAACACCCGACAACUCCGUUGUCAUUCUAUCUAUCAAGGGCACCUCCGCAGCCGUGUGGGGAGGCGCAGGCCCGACUGCCAAGAAGGAUAAAUUGAACGACAACCUACUCUUUAGUUGUUGUUGUGCCAGAAUUGACUGGACUUGGACGACUGUGUGUGGGUGCUAUCGUAAAGGGUGGCAAUGCGACCAGGAUUGCCUAGAGCAGGCUCUGGUGGAAGAUAGUCUAUUUUACCCCAUUGGAACGAACCUGUAUAAUAAUCUAACAUAUAUGUAUCCGACGUCGGACAUCUGGAUUAUAGGACAUUCGCUAGGUGGUGCGGUGGCCUCCCUUCUUGGAGUCACGUUUGGGACCCCUGUUGUUGCCUUUGAGUCCCCAGGAGAGCGGCUGGCUGCAAAGCGGCUGCACCUGCCGUCGCCGCCAUCAACUCAUCAUGUCACGCAUGUGUACCACACUGCAGAUCCCAUUGCGAUGGGAACCUGCAAUGGAAUCUUGUCUUCUUGCGCCUUGGGCGGGUUCGCGAUGGAAACUAGAUGUCAUCUAGGCAAAUCAAUUGUGUAUGACACCGUGUCCAACCUUUCUUGGGCUGUAGACAUACGCAAACAUGGGAUAAUUAAUGUUAUAGAAGAAAUUCUGGGAAAACCCUGGCAACCCAGCGAAGAUGUCGGUCGUCAGGUUCCACCCGCUGCAGCUGAAGAAGAUUGUGUAGAAUGUUAUAGCUGGGAGUUUGGCGAUUUCCCCCCGUAGAUGCUACCACAGUCGGAGACUGUAGGUAUUCAUUUGGACAUGCAGUUCGCUAGAACAUACCCAUACCCUGCUUUAUCAUACAUGUCAGUGCAUUGAAACGAAGAAUUUUCGGAUGAAUAUGACGAAAGUGAUGACCUAAUUCAAACACCGUAUCAGCUCUGCAUCCAGCGAAUCAGUUUGCUUGGCUAGGUUGAUACUACACCGCAACCAGCUCCGGACUAACCUUGGCAUUACCCACCCACAGGUUCUCCGGGCUCCCGCUAAUUCUACUCGG